Dreissena polymorpha is the source of this 1161-nucleotide messenger RNA. RefSeq lists its product as uncharacterized. The transcript has a single exon. Lineage: Eukaryota; Metazoa; Mollusca; Bivalvia; Myida; Dreissenidae. The record is from RefSeq and is a predicted model, not a curated record. Bases 1 to 1161 code for a protein of 386 amino acids.
AUGUCAAUCAGCUCUCUAGUAGAGGAGUUUAAAGUAGCAAAAGCACGUCUUAUGCUAACCUUCAGAGACUCUGAAGAUGGGAAAGUCAGCAAUGCAGGAAUUCAGGUUAGGGCAGGGAGAAAGUGGUCAGUGAGCAAAGCUGUAGACUCUGCAGAGAGCAGUCUUAAGCACAAGGAUGUUGUGGGAUCUAUCAACGUGGGAAGAGAAGGAUUUGGCACCAGACAGACUCAAAGGUGGGAAAAAGCAGGGAAAAGAGAAAGGAGAGACCUGGUGCAGAGCGAAAUCAGAAACGCAGAAGAGCAAGCUAGGUCAGCCAGGUCGGUCCAGCUUGGACCGCAAGGGGAUUGGACGAAGUGGAGUACACCAGAGAGGAAGCUCACGUGGCAAGAACUGUGGACAUAUGAACCACUUCAGCUAAGUUUCCUCCUGCGGGCAGUAUACGACAUGCUUCCAACCCCCGCAAAUCUUCAUCGAUGGAAGCUGAAAGAAGACCCCACUUGUUCUUUGUGUGGGAGUAUAGGAACGUUGCGGCACAUUCUGUCAUCGUGUCCAACAGCCCUUGCACAAUGGCGCUACAGGUGGCGCCAUGACCAAGUUCUAAGAAUGUUGGCCGACGCCCUAGAAAGAGAGCGGAAGAGGGAUAGACCCCGGAAGAAAUUAGGACCCCAAUUCAUCAGCUUCGUCAAGGAGGGUACAACAAAGCCCACCGCCACAAUCAGUUCCAGAUCUUGUAUUCUGCAAGAUGCAAACGACUGGGAGAUGCGCGCAGACCUAAGGAAGAAACUAGUUUUUCCCGAGGAAGUAGCCCAUACAACUCUCAGACCCGACAUAGUGCUAUGGUCAAAGGCGGCGAAGCGGGUGAUCCUUGUAGAGCUAACUGUGCCAUGGGAGGAGAGGAUCGAGGAGGCCUAUGAGCUGAAGAAAGCCAAAUACCAGGAUCUGGCAGAUGUAUGCAGAGAUAGAGGCUGGAAGACAUGGAUCUUUCCAGUGGAAGUUGGAUGCAGAGGAUUUCCAUCACAGUCGGUGUGGAAGAUGUUUGGAGCACUGGGCGCAGAAGGAAGAGUCAGGAAGACUACAAUCCACGCCCUGGGCAAGGCAGCUGAACGAGCAUCAAGUUGGCUCUGGUUAAGACGCAGCGAACCAAAUAGGCAGCCAUCGUAG